Psylliodes chrysocephalus is the source of this 1050-nucleotide messenger RNA. NCBI's taxonomy places the organism in Eukaryota, Metazoa, Arthropoda, Insecta, Coleoptera, Chrysomelidae. The record is from the annotation of a GenBank genome assembly.
AUGAUGAAACACGUGCAGCUUUCUCCUUACAGGAGUAGAGCUGACACUGUGUCCCUUAGUUCAACUGUAUCCUAUGGGAGUCUAAGUCCGGAACCCCUAGGAAGUAGAUCUUCUAGUUAUUCUUCAUUAAAUGAAUCUGUACAGACCACGAUUAAAGUGUAUGCCCGAUGUCUCCGCCCCGAUAUAGAAUACAAAACUCUCAGUAUCACCUUCCAAACGACGUGUAAAGAAGUUGUGGCCACAUUGCUUAGCAAAUACAAAAUGAAGCACAGGGAUCCGAAACUUUUUUAUCUGUCAAUGGAGGUGACAGUUCGGAAAGCCGGUGUUAAGACACACUUAGCAUUGGACGAAGAAGCCAGGCCUGCUGUGUUGCAAAGUUGUCAUCCUAAAGGAGAUUCCAGAUUUUCCCUACAAACUCGCCGCGGGGGCCUAGUGAAAGUACACGACUCCGCUUUGAACACCAACUCCCAGUACAAAUCACUCCUGAUUAGCGCGAGAACUACUGCUGAUGAAGUCAUUUCCUUAUUGUUGACUUGCAGUAACAGCAAAGAAAGAGUAGAACAAUUUUCUAUUUACGAAGUUAACACAGAUAGAGAACAGCAAAGGAAGUUGCACCCUGAUGAUAGACCGCUACAAGUUCAACAAACGUGGUUGCCAAGUCACCAGUGUCACUUUUUAAUUAGAAGAAAUCCAGACUAUUUACCACUUACCAGAAGAAAGAUAUUCUGGGUGUCAGACCUUCCUCCACUGCCAGUUUCGAGGACAUUCAGGACAUCUCAGCCUAUCUCACUUUCGCACACAUCAAAAACGAACUGUACAAAUAAUAACUCGUGUACGAGCCUAGUCCCUCUUUCAAGAUCUCAUCAGUCAUCCUCAACUAAUCAAGAAAAUUUAGAAGAGACAUCCAAAAUUGACAAAUCCAAACAAAAAGACCUUUCUAUAGUGCGAAAUAAGUUUUCUAAUCUUAAAAUUUGGAACAGCAAUUCGCAACUGUCAAAAAGUGACAGUGAUCAGUCGUAUGCGGACUAUGAAAAUUAUUUUUAUAUUUAA